AGGUGUGAAUGAAUCCGGCGGAGGCCAUGCUGCCACUGAUGAAGGGCUAUCCCAUUUCUGGGCCAUUUGCACGGGCCCUGCGGUGAUAUGAACCAAGCGAAGACCUGUCGGAGGCUUCCUUCUGUCUCUCGCUGAGCACUCCAGCUGCAAAGAUCAUCCCACUGUCGGUGUGUGUCCUGUCCUCCUCUUGCUACAGCAAACAACCCCGUCUCGAGCCAGCACCCCCCCUCAUCUGCCAGCAUGAACAUGAACACAGCCGAUGACAGCCAGGGUCCCCAAGGGACGUGGGGCCCCGCGGGGUCCGGCCCCCAGGAGCAGGUCCUCUCAUGAUGCUGGUGUCUGGGAGUGAGCGCCAUGCCCAUCACGCAGGACAAUGCGGUGCUGCACCUGCCCCUGCUCUGCCGGUGGCUGGAGAACAGCCUGCGGGAGGGCGGGGCGGGGCCGGAGCAGCGGCUGUGCCAGGCGGCCAUCCAGAAGCUGCGCGAGUACAUCCAGCUGAACUUCGCCGUGGAUGAGAGCGCGGUGCCCCCUGACCGCAGCCCCCCGGGGAUGGAGAUCUGUACCGUGUACCUCACCAAGGAGUUGGGGGACGCGGAGACGGUGGGCCUCAGUUUCGGGAACAUCCCUGUUUUCGGGGAUUAUGGAGAAAAGCGCAGGGGGGGCAAGAAGAGGAAGACCCACCAGGGCCCCGUGCUGGACGUGGGCUGCAUCUGGGUGACGGAGCUGAGGAAGAACAGCCCGGCAGGGAAGAGUGGGAAGGUCCGACUGCGCGAUGAGAUCCUCUCCCUGAAUGGGCAGCUGAUGGUUGGAGUUGAUGUCAGUGGGGCCAGUUACCUGGCUGAGCAGUGCUGGAAUGGCGGCUUUCUCUACCUGAUCAUGCUGCGCCGCUUCAAGCACAAGGUCCAUUCUCCUUACAGCAGCAACAGUGGCAACAGCUCAGAGCCAGGACAGACACCGACCUUGGAGCUGGGUGACCGGACCGUGAAAAAGGGGAAAAGAACAAGAAAGUUUGGAGUCAUUUCCAGGCCUUCUAUCCACAAGGCCACUGAAGAAUCCAAGAGCCACACUGGCUGUGAGCUGGACAAUGGCCCCAUCUCUGAGCUGGACAAUGGUCCAGACCCAGAACUUGGAAAUGGCCAUGCCUUUCAGCUAGAAAAUGGCCCAGACUCUCUCAAGGAAGUGGCUGCAUCCCAUCUAGACGGGUCUGAAGUGGACAGAGGGACAGAGCCUAGAGUUCCAAAGACAGACACUCCUCUGCCCACAAGCAAUGAUAAAUGCCACUUCUCAAAAUCAGGGAAAACGGACUUCCAAUCAAGCGACUGCCUGGCGAAGGAGGAAGUUGGCCGGAUAUGGAAGCUGGAACUGCUUAAAGAAUCGGAUGGGCUGGGAAUUCAGGUUAGUGGAGGCCGAGGAUCAAAGCGCUCACCUCACGCUAUCGUUGUCACUCAAGUGAAGGAAGGAGGUGCCGCUCACAGGGAUGGCAGACUGUCCUUAGGAGAUGAGCUGCUGGUCAUCAAUGGUCACUUACUGGUCGGGCUGUCCCACGAGGAAGCUGUGGCCAUCCUUCGCUCAGCCACUGGAAUGGUUCAGCUGGUCGUGGCCAGCAAGGAAACCUCGGCCGAGGACCUCCUGAGGUUAACGUCUAAGAGUUUGCCUGAUCUGACCAGCUCAGUAGAGGACGUAUCCUCUUGGACUGACAACGAAGACCAGGAGCCAGACGGGGAAGAGGACGAAGGAACUGGCCCGUCCUCCAUCCAGGGAGCUAUCCCUGGGGCAGGUGAUUCGUGUGGCUCCGAGGAUUCCAAGGGAAACCUGGAAAGUCCCAAGCAGGGCAACAGUAAAAUGAAGCUCAAAAGCCGUCUUUCGGGGGGUGUACACCGUCUAGAGUCUGUUGAAGAAUAUAAUGAGCUAAUGGUGCGAAACGGGGACCCCCGGGCCAGGAUGUUGGAGGUGUCCCGAGAUGGCCGGAAGCACUCUCUACCCCAGCUACUGGAGUCUUCGGGAUCGCAGGAAUACCACAUCGUGAAGAAGUCCACGCGCUCCCUGAGCACCACGCAGGUGGAGUCUCCGUGGAGGCUCAUCCGGCCGUCGGUCAUCUCCAUCAUCGGGCUGUACAAAGAGAAGGGCAAGGGCCUUGGCUUUAGCAUUGCCGGAGGUCGGGACUGCAUUCGAGGACAGAUGGGGAUUUUUGUCAAGACCAUUUUCCCAAAUGGAUCAGCUGCCGAGGAUGGAAGACUUAAGGAAGGGGAUGAAAUCCUAGAUGUAAAUGGAAUACCAAUAAAGGGCUUGACGUUUCAAGAAGCCAUUCAUACCUUUAAGCAAAUCCGGAGUGGAUUGUUUGUGUUAACCGUACGCACAAAGUUACUGAGUCCAAGCCUCACGCCCUGCUCCACCCCCACACACAUGAGUAGAUCCAGCUCCCCAAGCUUCAGCGCCAGCGGGGGGACCUCGGCGGUGGGCUCUGAUGAAAGCAACUCCUCAUCCCUGGGUCGGAAGGCCCAUGGGCCCAAGGACAGAAUUGUCAUGGAAGUAACGCUCAACAAAGAGCCCAGAGUUGGAUUGGGCAUUGGCGCCUGCUGCCUGGCUCUGGAGAACAGCCCUCCGGGCAUCUACAUUCACAGCCUUGCCCCGGGAUCCGUGGCCAAGAUGGAGAGCAAUCUGAGCCGCGGAGAUCAGAUCCUGGAAGUGAACUCGGUCAACGUCCGCCACGCUGCUUUAAGCAAAGUCCACGCCAUCUUGAGCAAAUGCCCCCCAGGACCCGUGCGCCUUGUCAUCGGCCGGCACCCUAAUCCAAAGGUUUCCGAGCAGGAGAUGGAUGAAGUGAUAGCACGCAGCACUUACCAGGACAGCAGAGAGGCCAGUGCCUCCCCUGGCUUAGGUACCCCCUUGAAGAGUCCCUCUCUCGCAAAAAAGGACUCCCUGCUCUCUGAGGCCGACCUCUCCCAGUACUUUGCCCCGGACGUCGCAGGCCCCUUGGCAGACUUCGUGGUGGCAGGCUCGGAGGACGAGGAGCACGCGGGGAGCGGCUGCAGCGCCUCCACUCCCAAGGAAUCAGGAAAAGCCAGGGCCAACAGCCUUGUGUGUCUAGGAAGCCAGCGGGGCUCUGGGCUCUUCCACAAGCAGGUGACAGUCGCCAGACAAGCCAGUCUGCCCGGGAGCCCGCAGGUCCUCCGCAACCCUCUCCGCCGCCAGAAGAAGGUGGGCUGCUACGCGGACGACGCCAGCGAUGAGGAGGAGUUCGAGGGCGAAGGGGACUGCAUCUCCCUCCCAGGGAGCCUCCCAGGUGCCGGCAGGCCUCUGACAGAGGACGACUCUAGGCAUGGCUUGACCUCUCCCAAGGUCAUGGGUGUCAACAACCGAGAGGACCAUCCCCAGAAAACACUGGUCAGCAAGGCCUCCUCGGUGCCUCUCCUCGGCAGCUCCCUGAGCUUGGAGAGUGUCCCAGGGGACUUGGGGGACACUCCUCCCCCUGCAGCCAACCCACUGUCUUCUGCAGAGGCCCUCAAGGGUGGCUCUGGCUGCCUGAGGAGGAAGGAACUGCCGGGGUCCAGGAGUUCACCCAAAUUGGAAUACAAAGCUGAUACCCAGAGUCUGGUGAGUGUGGACAGCGCCAGUGCCCCCCAGCAGAGGAGUGAAAGCCUGGGGUGCAGGCACAGGCCAGUGGCCAGGGUCAGCCCACACUGUAAGGGGCCGGAGGCGUCGGCCAGGCCCACCACGUCUGAGACAGUAAACCUGACCGCUGGAGGUAAUGACCCCCAGGAUCUAGAAUCUAAGGCCCAGGCCGCUUCCGUCCACGAGACCAUGUCUGGCUUCCGACCAGGUGGAGCUGUGGAAAAGGACUCUCCGGGGAAGCUGACCAUUGGGCAUGGGCCCCACCCAGGAGCUGGCCGCCUCCCAGAGAGCCUGCCCGAAGCUGGACCAGACCAGGGGCAAUACCCCGGGACGGGACUGGAUGGCUCCCCAGACCUUGUCCCUUCCCCAGGGCAAAAGGGGGCUGCUCACCCGGACCCCAGCAAGACCUCCAUGGAUGCAGGGCAUGGGAGGCGGCCUGAGGACCCCAGAGAGCGAGUGCCGCCCAGGGCCCCCAAGUCUGAGGACAGAUGUCAGGGCAGCCCUGCCCGGGUCCACAGCACCUCCCCAGGGAAGACAGCAGGGUCUCAUCCCCUGGACACCGGCGGGCCCGACACCACCAGCAAGGCAGCUGCCCCUGGGGGAGCAGGGCCUGGGGCAGAGGAAGCGGCUGCAGCCAGCACUGUCCUGUCACCAGCUCUCCUCACAGGCCAGGACACACGAGGAAUUGCAGGCGACCACAGCCAAACUCUGGCAGGGACCCUCGUGCCUGCACCCUCCCGGGAGUCUGCUGGGCUUGAGGGAACGGACUCGGAGCCUGGGAGGGCACCGCACGCCAGCCACUCCUGGACGUCACCCACUGACCGGGCCAGAGGGGGAUGUGGUGGUGCCUCGGAGCACCGCUGCCCUGUGACCAAUGUGGACAGAUGCCUCGAGGAGCAGGAUGCCUCGGAAGGAAGACUUCCGUCUCCGGACAGAGGGCACCGAGUGAGGCCGGAGGGCAGUGCUCAGGGUCAGCUGCCCACAGGAGCUGCAGGAGGAAGCGCCCGCCGAGCUGAGCCAGCCACCGGGAACCAGGCCCCCACCCCCAAGAGGGCCUGGGCGGCGUGCCAACCCCCUCACCCACCCUGGACCUCCCAGCCUUCUGUUUUGGAUUCAGUUAAUCCUGACAAACAUUUUACUGUGAACAAAAACUUUCUGAGCAACUAUUCUAGAAAUCUCAGCAGUUUUCACGAGGACAGCGCAUCCCUGUCAGGCCCUGCUGACAGCAUGGAGCUGUCUCUCUCUUCCAUGUACGGGGACGCCGAGGACUCAUCCUCUGACCCCGAGUCGCUCCCUGAUGCCCUGCGGGCUUGCACCAGGGACACCCGGUCACCUACUCGUUCUCGUGGGUCUUCUCACAGGGAAGACACUACGGAAUCGGAGGAGGAGCAAAUUGAAAUCUAUUCCACAGGGGGUUUCCCCACCCCAACCUCGAUGGCGGGGCCCAUGCCUGCCCAGGAGGCGCCCUGCCAUGUGCCAGCCCGAGGCCUGCCCCGGCGACACAGCGCUCUGGGUGAGGCCGUGGGAAGUCCACGCGAGAGAGCCUACUUCAUGCCGGGAGCCUCGUGCCCUCCAACCCCGAGCUCUGCCCAGCCAUCUCCCCUCGGGGGCAGAAGUGCUCAGGGGCGUGAAUCUCCUGUGGACCCACAGAUUCCACAGCACCAGGGGGCCCCCAGCACUGGCUCGGCUGUGGAAAACCACCAGCCCUCCGCAGCCGCCAGGCAUCUUCACAGCGCCCCGGUCGCCCUCAGCUCUCCCAACAUGGUGAAUGGUUUGGGACACGACUUGGAUGGUGAAACCACAGAUGAAAAACAAGAAACAAGUGUGAACGCAACCGAAAGUGCGGGUGCCCCUGAGAACGGGGAAUGUGCCCUGGCAAACCUGCACAGCUCCAAAAGGCAAGACCUGGAGGACCCGCUACAGAAACCAAAACUGGUCUCCAGGAGGCCCAUCAUGGCCUGGUUUAAAGAGAUCAAUAAAAGCAACCAAGGUGCUCAUUUGCAGAGCAGGACUGACAAGGGGCAACCCGCCAUGCCAGCCACCAGUCCUGACUCCAGAAGUCAGGUGCUGAGCACAAGCCACAGAAAGGGGGUUGCUGUGCCGAAUAGCCCUCCUCCGCUGAAACUGAAUCUUGAAAAUAAAGACCCACCUAAAAAAAGCUCCGUGGAGACCCUGGUAAGUAACAGUCAGAAACCCAAGUCCGGUGCUAAGCUCAAGAGGCUGAGCAGCAAGAGCAAAAGCAAAGGCAGCGCCGAGGGCCCUGCAGCUAACACGCCUAAGGCCGGAGGGACGGACCCCAGGAGGUCCCUGGUCUCACCCCAGGCCUCCCACAAAAUGCUCUCCAAGGUCACGUCACACCGGUCCCAUGGAGCUGACCACGAGGAACCCGGCAAAAAUGCCACAGCCACCGCCAGGUCUACCCAGUGUGCGCCGGAGAGCAAGCCAUCCCCUGCAGCCUCGGGGUCACUGAGGCUGUCAGCCUCCGACACGAGCAUCAGACCACUCGCUUCGCCCCUCACCUCCCCCAGGGCUCUUCCUGAGCAAGGUGCAGGCAUCAGGUUCCACGUAUCUGUGCACUCCGGACCCGACAGAGGCAGCCCGGCCGCCCCCAGACCUAAGUGUGGACCAGAGAGCAAGGCGGCCUCGGGGACAGGUCCCGCCGCCUCGAGGAGCAGCACGUCCACAGCAGUGGACCGGCGGGAACCCCCACCUCCCCAGCAGGGCCAGCAGCUCGCGUAUUCAGUACCAGAAGCAGCCCAACCUGGGGUGACUGGUGGUGACAAAGGAAGCAACACAAUUGCUAAUGAUCCCCCAGAAAGAACCAACCAGCUGAAAAUAGUUGAAAUUUCUUCUGAAAGAAUGCCAAAGACUGCAUGUGGUGACAUGCCAGCGGAAAGGGGUAGGCAGGGAGGGUUCGUGACCCCGAGCAACGGUCAGAAGAGUGAACUCAGACUCUGCCACCAGCCAGUGGAAUCGUCCCCAAACCACGCACCUGCACUGGCGUCCCGCGCCUCCCCGGUGGAGCCGGAAAUGCAGCGUUCCCUCAGCGUGGCAAAGCUGGCCGCCUCCUCCCCGGGGAAGUCGAGCCAGGGGCCAGCCUGCCCGGAGACGCCCAAGAACAGCACAGUGGCGGCCCCUAUGGAUGAGCAUCCCUAUUUCACGCCAAGGCCGGCAACCAGGACCUACUCCAUGCCGGCCCAGUUCUCAAGCCAUUUUGGACGGGAAGGGCCUUCCCUGCACAGCCCAGGGCGCUCCCACCGGGACAGCCAGAUCCCCGGGACAAGCGGCCCGGAGGCCAAGGGGUGCAGAAGCGGAGGUCUCGGCCUGGCUAACGGACCGGGCGUCUACAGUGUGAAGCCCCUGCUGGAGACGUCGCGGGCCCUCCCAACCACCGACGAAGGGGACGUCCUUUCAGUGCAGGACACAAGCUGCCUCAUCACCGACAGAAUCCGAGUCACCAGAAGACACUACUACUUGGAGCAGCACUGGCCCCACGAAUCUACCUCAUUCUUCUCGGUGAAGCAGAGGAUCAAGUCCUUUGAGAACCUGGCCAACUCGGACCGGUCCCUGGCCAAGUCUGGGGCUUCCGCUUUUUUGUCUGUGAGCUCCAAGCCUCCCAUUGGGAGACGGUCGUCUGGCAGUGUAGUUUCAGGGAGCCUCAGCCAUCCCAGUGACCUGGCAGCGAGGUCACUGCGACGCAGCCUGAGUUCCUGCAGCGAAAGCCAGGGCGAAGCCAGCACCCUCAUCCCCCAGAUGACCAAGUCCCCGUCCAGCAUGACACUGACCGUCCCCCGGCAUCACCCGGUGGAGGCAAGGAACAAGGGCCCUGAUUCCCACCCAAAGCAAUCGCUUGGUCCUUCCGGAAUCCCCACCCCAAUGGUGACCCCGGCCUCUCCCAUCAAGAAGAACAAGUCCUCAGUGCGCCACACCCAGCCCUCGCCGGUAUCCCGCUCCAAGCUCCAGGAGCUGAGGGCCUUGAGCAUGCCCGACCUCGACAAGCUCUGCAGUGAGGACUUCCCCGCAGGGCCCACGGCUGUGCUCUUUAAGACAGAGCUGGAGAUCGUGCCCAGGAGGUCCCUUGGCUCCCCUGCCGGAGGCUUCAAUGGGGCCACUGCCCUUUUGUGUCCUGUGCAGGGGGCAGACGGGGCCUGUCCAGGUGGAAGCAGGCCUAAAGCCAGUGAGCCUGAGGCACCCAGUUCAGCCAAUAUGAGUGAAACCACCCGGGAUCUGCCCUCUGGAAAAAGCUGGUCAGUUAAUUUGGAUCAACUUCUAGUCUCAGCGGGGGACCAGCAAAGACUACAGUCUGUUUUGUCAUCGGCGAGGUCAAAAUCUACCAUCCUGACUCUCAUGCAGGAAGCGAAAGCACAAUCAGAGAAUAAAGAAGAUGUCUGCUUUAUAGUCUUGACCAAAAAAGAAGGCUCGGGUCUGGGAUUCAGUGUGGCAGGAGGGACGGAUGAGGAGCCAAAUACAAUUGUGGUCCACAGGGUAUUUUCUCAGGGGGCAGCUUCUCAAGAAGGGACUAUGAACCGAGGGGAUUUCCUCCUGUCAGUCAAUGGUGCCUCACUGGCUGGCUUGGCCCAUGGGGAUGUCCUGAAGGUCCUGCACCAGGCACAGCUGCACAAAGAUGUCCUUGUGGUCAUCAAGAAAGGAAAUGACCAGCCCAGGCCCUCCACCCGGCAGGAGCCACACACAGCCAACGGGAAGGGCUCGCUGUCCAGAGAGACCAUCUCCUUGGAGCCUGGAAUGGGAAUGGGGAGAAGAGGAGCUGCACAGGACGCUCUGUGCGUUGAAGUACUGAAGACCUCGGCUGGGCUGGGAUUGAGCCUGGAUGGAGGAAAAUCGUCCAUGUCUGGGGAUGGGCCCCUGUUCAUCAAGAGAGUGUACAAAGGUGGUGCAGCUGAACAGGCUGGAACAAUAGAAGCUGGGGAUGAAAUCCUUGCCAUUAACGGGAAACCCCUGGUUGGGCUCGUGCACUUCGAUGCCUGGAAUAUUAUGAAGUCUGUCCCGGAGGGACCUGUGCAGUUAGUAAUUAGAAAGCAUAGGAAUUCUUCCUGCAAUAAGCAUGAGUAGUGACACAUUUUUUAUAAGAAUCUCCUUUUCUCUGUUUCCUUCGUAUUUCAGCAAGUCAGAAGGACGUCUUGAAACAGCAGAGAAACACUGGUGUAGGCAAGGACUAUAAAAAUCUCUACAUUUUUACUAACAGAUGAUGCCCGACUCUGGAAGCCUUCCCUGGAUCACCUAGGCCAGGAGGGUUCGUUCUGUUCCGGUACCUGUCCCUGACCUUUCGCUGUUACUAAUGGGGAUAUAAGACAUGGCAGGGUGCCUUCUUUCAUUUCAAACAUCCUUCGCUUCUCUUGGCCACCUCUCCCAACAUCCCAAUCGGGGCAACUGGGAAGCCUACACAGGCUGAGGGGCAACACAAAUGUCAUGACUAAAUGGACUCUAGUUUUUUAUAAUUUUGUAAGUAAAUACCAAUGCUUUAAGCACAUUCAAUGGACAGAACUGUAGGUCUGUAUGUUACCCUGAAAAGAAAAUGAGACUUUAAUAAAAUAUAAUAAUCAAUUUAUGACCUAAUGGUUAGGCUGAGCUCAGGAAUUAUCCAAAAAUGGAAAAACAAAAUACAGAAAGUGGUAUAUUUUAGUGAGUAUAAAGUGCAAUAUAUGGCUGCAGAGUUCAACUCAGUGAGUUACUGAUCACAGUGAAGUGUUGGUCAUGGCCUAAAAGUGUCGAUCGUAAGGCUGUUUUGCAGAAAUGCAGUUCUGAUAAACUGUACUAAAUAGCCAUGAGCUUGCUGCUUACAAUGAGCAGAAAGUUCCAGCUUGGAAAGCACCUUGUAUCUAGUUUGGAACUUGUCUUGAGUAAGUGCUUGAAUUCUUGACUGGUCAACACAAACGCAGGCAAAAAUAUCAGUCACUGGGUUUCCAUUUCUAUAUUUUAUGUACUCUUAACAGUAAUUUAAAUUUUUAGAAAUCAAAUAUCUUUUUAGUAUCCUUGGGUUUAUAAACAUAGGCAUUAUAUUUACCAUCCAAAUAGAGAGGAUCGUUAAACGCCCAGCCUGUUUUGUCUUCUGGACAAAAAGUAUAGUGUGACUGACUGGGCGCUUAAGGUGUUAAAAUGAUCCACUUAGGGAACUGUUUGUUGUCCCCCCCGCCCCCUUUCCCAACAAGCUUAUAAAAUGUAUCGUUUCUAAGCAUUGGAUCACUUUUUCUGACCUGGAUAUUAUGACAUAUCUCUGCAGUGACUGAAGUUUUUGCUUCUGUUUUGCAAAUUAUUCCUUUUGUCAAAACUGUUUCCCUGUAACUCACGCUGCUUGUGAAACUUGUCCCAGCUGCUCUCCUUUUGAAGCAUGAACUUUGUAGGUGCUGUUCCUUGCUACAAAAUUGGCUUUUCUCCCCUCAUACUUCAAACCGUCGUCAGCUUCCUUUACCAAAAUGGAGGAAAAUGGAGGAAAGUGAGUCACUUUCAAGGUAAAGGAGCAGUACUACUAUGUAGUUACAACCCAGAUCCUGGGGGGGGUGGGGGUGGUCCCCGCACACAAUAACUGACUGAGUCCAGGGAAUACAGGUGAGACUGUGUACCUGUACGCAUGAUGACGCUAAAGUUUUAUGUUGGAGCUUCUUUCAAAAACUAUAGCUUGAGUCUAUGGCUUAGAGAGAACAACACAAGUCAUCAUACCCCCGGAUCAUGGAAGCACUUGAGCUGUCACUUUGUGCAUCAUUUUUCUGGGUGAUUAAUCCCAGUAAACCUCUAUGGAGUUGCCCAGAGAGGCCUCUCAGAUGGGAGUGAAAUAUGAUUGGUUUGAGCCCAGAUUUCUCAUCUUUUAACAGGUUCUACAAAAGAAAACAUAGUACAGGAAUGAGCUAGAAAGAUCUGAUUAAUUUAGCUUCUACUUUCACUACAAUUCCAGGUAAGAUACUAUAGAAAGUCAGUACAAGGUGCAUGCUAGAUUGUUUUUAAGUCUCUGGAGUCAGUUUUGUGGUUUCUGUUUUCUUGACAUGCAACUAUUUGAAAUCAACACUGAAAACUAUUUUUUGCCUCUACUCUUCCAGCUGUGCCUCCUAAGAAACAGUCCUUUGUGAAUAGACAGGAAUUUCUAGAUCAAUGGGGCUGGUCUCCUCCUGGGAGUCCCUGAUCCUCACUCAAAUCUGAGGAGUGCAAGGGUAGACCUCUGGCUCAUUAAAAUAUGUUCAAGUCAUCAGCCAUUUCUAGUAGAUCUUGCCAGAAUGGUUCCCUGGCUAACAGUUGGAACAUAAGGGAGGAAGCAAAACUGUUUUUAACCCUAAGAUAGAGAGCUAUUUAUCUUCAGUGUUCAGGCAUGACUAGUAUUUCUAAUUAGUCUAAUAAAUUCCCAUACUUCCUGAAGUGAACACUAAUGGUAUUAUCCUACUAAAACUUUGUUUUGGUUUUUUAACUGGUCAUUCACAAUAAGCUAUGAGGCUAAAUAUGUGUUAUAACAUGUAAAUUGUAGUUGCAAGCAUAGACCGUGAAGGUUGAGUUUCACUUAUGUUCUACCAGACACAUCUCAUUUGAUUUUAUGGUUGACUUAAUUGGCACCACACCUGUUGUAUGAUAUACAUAAUCCUUAUUUAUGUAAAAUAAAAUGCCUUAUAUUAUUAAAGAGUUAAGUGCAAUAAUAUGAAAUAGCUUGUACAUUUUUAAAUGUCGCCAAGUUAUGUAAACCCACAUCUCUGUAAACAACUUUUUUUAAGUGAUUUUAAAAAAAUAAACACUCUGCUUAUUA
Myotis davidii is the source of this 11353-nucleotide messenger RNA. It is a transcript of the gene PDZD2, whose product is annotated as PDZ domain containing 2. The record is from RefSeq and is a predicted model, not a curated record. NCBI's taxonomy places the organism in Eukaryota, Metazoa, Chordata, Mammalia, Chiroptera, Vespertilionidae. Bases 355 to 8682 code for a protein of 2775 amino acids. The transcript is spliced from 24 exons. Gene Ontology annotation, molecular function: protein binding.